Molecule: messenger RNA, 1135 nt
Organism: Suillus clintonianus
Lineage: Eukaryota; Fungi; Basidiomycota; Agaricomycetes; Boletales; Suillaceae
Exons: 5
Coding region: 10-1101 (363 amino acids)
Source: RefSeq, a predicted model, not a curated record
UGCUGAGUCAUGUUUAACAAGCCCCUAUCUCCUUCAAGUUUACAUUUACGCUCUCCUUUCACCAAGAUCCCUUGCACCUUCAUAAUGGCGACCAAGUCCGAUCACAGCACACCUCCGUCAUACCACUCAAUUCCUACGUCCGAAUUACCAGCGGACUCCAUCCAAUCCAAAAAACCAUCUGUUUUCUCGUUUCCCAAGAUGUGUUGCGAGACACCUACCUUGGACAAACCAGAUUCCGUCCUAUCUUGCAUCUGUGAUCUUGUCUCUGCUCCAGAUUUCACCCCUUCCUCUGCCACCGAAAUCGUUAAUGCCUGCGCUGCAGCUCUUCCCUCCACAGAGUUUUCCGACUUCCUGCAAACAUCCAAUAUCGAGGGUCACACAGCGCUAUAUUGGGCAAUUGUGAAUGACAAACUAGAAGUCCUUUCGAUGUUUGCUGAAUUCAUCUCUGAAUUCUCGUCUAAUUGCCGCUCCGACUUGCGCCUCGCGUGCAUGACCACUAACAACCAAGUGUUGUUUGCACAGCUGAGUCUGGGACAUAUCAAUGCCAAGGACAAGCUUUUGAGACACACUCAAUUGGGUUGUCCGCUAGAUGAGAUUCAGGUGCAUGGAGGGGACACCAGUAAAUUGGACCACAACCAGUUACAGUUCGUUGCAUCUUUCCGCAUCAGGAUGUUCCAGAAACGUCUGCGCAUCACGCACCACCUAAAGUAUGAGUUUGUUGCAGGCGGACGUAUAUGGCGGCUCCACUUUUGUGUGGACGAUAAGUGGAAAUGGAUCGUCGGGUUUGGUCUUUCUUCACCUAGCCUUCCGGCUUGUCCAAAAGCUACAUUCUCGAUAGAAGCUCACCACAGAAAGAAAGGGGAACUUGGCCAAGAAACACUCCCUCAAGAGCUCAGAUUCACGGAUUCAAAAUUCAAAGAGACACAUAUACCAAAUGUCACAUCUGAGGAUAAACAAAAAUACCUUGGCAAAGUAGCUGGCACUCCAUUUACCAGCACUACAUGGCAGUUGGGCGAUUGGGUGAUGUACGACAAUCCCGUAUAUGUAGACUGCGAAGGCACUUUACACGCGAAGCUGGAGAUGAGAUUCAUGAAUAAAUAGCUUGUUAACUUUGAUUACUAACAUUUGACGACGG